AUGAGGAUAACAAGGAUACUCAAGCAGGAUAACAAGCUGAAAAACCUGUUAUAUUCGUCCAUAAAACCAAAGAGCAAUAAUUUGCUGGAUUUCUUUGACAAACCGUUGUCAGAGUUGACGACUAAGAGACCGAUAAAGGACUCAAUUCUAGGGCUCAGGGAAACUACCAAAGACAAGAUUGUCCCCUCUAAAGUCCUGAAAUUCAUUUGUUACGAUUCCAUGUUAGAUAAAUCUGAUUUUGAUCAUUUGAUUCCACAUUUCCACCACAGAAAAUUUGAUUUUGAUGACAGAGCUAUCAAAUUCGACGUCAUAAAAGGAAGACGUAGUUCAAAGUAUGGCCUUAAAAGCAAUGGAAAUUAUUACCUUAUUUUUCCUAGUAAAGAAUGGAGCACUGCUUUUUAUUUGGAAACUCUUGACAAACAAAUAGUUGGAAUGAACUUCAAACCGAAGUUCAUUGAUCCUGAAGGAGAUGUAGAGAACGGAUUGGCAGAGUUGAAAAGUCCCUCAUCCAAGUCUUCUUUUCAAGAUGAGGUGUUGCCAUUUUCCGAUCUUCCAUGGCUAAAAUCGCACUUAAAGGUUAGCGAUUAUAUAAAUUUACCAGAUCAACCUACCCAGCAGGAUACCAAUGACGUUUCAGAACUCCCUUCUCAUGAACCUUUAAAAAAUACAGUAACUAUACCUCCCAUUGAUAGAAGAAAUGUGGUUAUACUAAGAAACAUGAUACCUCAAAUGACUGCGAAAGAGUUGGGUGAAAAACUGAGAGACUAUUCUUUGUACAGAGUUCAAGAUAGAGCUGUUUGGGAGCUUGAAAAUAAACUGUUUAUUGUCAUUUUUGACAAUCCUGACGAUGCCCGGCUAGUUGUCAGAAGGUUCAACGGAAAGCAUUGGAAAGAUGAUCCCAAUUUACCGGUUGUGUUUGCAGAAGUAUUAGAGUAG
Molecule: messenger RNA, 936 nt
Organism: Komagataella phaffii GS115
Lineage: Eukaryota; Fungi; Ascomycota; Pichiomycetes; Pichiales; Pichiaceae
Exons: 1
Coding region: 1-936 (311 amino acids)
Source: RefSeq, a predicted model, not a curated record